Molecule: messenger RNA, 932 nt
Organism: Aureobasidium subglaciale EXF-2481
Lineage: Eukaryota; Fungi; Ascomycota; Dothideomycetes; Dothideales; Saccotheciaceae
Exons: 2
Coding region: 397-825 (142 amino acids)
Biological process (GO): regulation of transcription by RNA polymerase II
Cellular component (GO): mediator complex
Molecular function (GO): transcription coregulator activity
Source: RefSeq, a predicted model, not a curated record
UGUCUUUUCCGCCUGAAGGUGCUGCCUUUGACAAGCGCCUCUGACAAAGCAUCAACAUUCAUCCCUUAUCUCGACUAUCUCCGAACCUUCGGUCGCUCUCCCCCGCCAGCACGCCAUUGUUUUUCUCCUCGGUCUGCUCUUCGGCCGACUUUCCUCUCCACCAGCUCCGUUGUUUCCUCCACGGGUCUGCCAUCCUCUGAAGAAGAAAAUCUGAUUUGCCGGACUCCCGGUCUUCUUUCCACCUUCGUCACACCUGCUCCAACAUCAGUGUGACACGGUGAUUGAGCAGACGCGCAGGCUAGCUCCGUCAGUUUGACCGGAGGCAUUCUCUUCUUUCCUGAGUGUAAACCUUGGCUCGCUUAAUUGUCCCCUGCACUAGGACCCAUCUCACGUGCAAUGCAUGAGUUCCUGUUGUACGGCCAGGUGCCGCUCGAGCGCCAUGAGCAAGUUCUCAAGAUCCUCGCCGGCAUUGCUGCAAUGCAGCCGCAGACUCUCUUUGAGAGACAUCUGAUCUACAGACCCCUGCGCUUGCCUCAGGACAGCAAACCUAACAAGAAGUUCCCUAAUAAGCCUGUCAAGCCUCAGACUCUCACUUUCCAACAUCUCAUUCGUCAGCUUGAUCUGUCCGAAUUCGGAAAAGACUCUCCAAUCCUGCUCGAGCCUGGAAGCAAUGAGAAUGUUGUCCAACCUGUAAACGCCUGGAGAAUCAAGAUUCAAGAGACACCAGAGCCAGAGACCAAGACGCUUGUUCUACGACAGGCCACCGAGACCGUGUUAGACAACGAUUCGCUGCGCAGCUUUCUCGAUCCUGCGAACAACGGGUAACUAGUUUCUUCUUGUCUAAUGCUUAGUCUGGUCUCUAAUAAGCGUAGGUUUGUGAAUGAGUUUCUUGUCGAAGGUCACAGAUUCGUGCACAAAAACAUGGUGUUGAC